Messenger RNA from Trachemys scripta elegans, 2733 nucleotides. It is a transcript of the gene PACRGL, whose product is annotated as parkin coregulated like. The record is from RefSeq and is a predicted model, not a curated record. The coding region runs from base 1306 to 1989 and encodes 227 amino acids. The transcript is spliced from 8 exons. NCBI's taxonomy places the organism in Eukaryota, Metazoa, Chordata, Testudines, Emydidae.
CGCGCAGCGCUACUCUGGCGGCCUGGGGGCUUCGUCCGAGAGUUCCUCCCCCGGCAGACUGUAACCGCCGGAGUUACGGACCGAGCCUCGCUCCUUCGCGGACCUGGGGCCCCGCAAACGUCCCCAUAGACCAGAGCCCCAGCAACACCUCGGAGCCCUGCCGAUACCCCCAGGGACUUCAACCCUGCAUCCCCCAGAGCCUGGAAACACCCCAUGGACUCGAAUCCCGCCACUACCCCAGAGCGCUGCUGACACCCCCAUGGACCCACAGCCUGCAGAGCCCCUUAAAAACUCCUAGGGACCGAGUACUGCAAACACCCUCCAUGGACUUGAGCCGCACACCCCCUCCAGAACCCUGCAAACACCGGGCCACAUAGACCCAUAUCGAGGGUGACCCGAUUUCCCAAAGGGAAAACGGGAUACCACAUGAGGCAAGCCCUCCUCCCCGCAACCAGCAUGGGCCCAGCCCAAGUGCGCCUCCGCCCGUGAGGCUGUCCCAAGCUGUUUGCCUGAGCCCUGCGUUGCUGCUCACCCAAGCCCUGCCUGGUCCCUACCCAAGCCAUGACUCCCUCCCUGCAUGGAGCUGGUAUCACAGGUUGUCCCCCAGCACAUUCCUCCACACCCCACUUUUUUGACAAAAAUGGGCAUUUGUCUUGUUUGCUCUUGCCGACUGAUCAAGUUGGCAAGAGCAAAUGGGACAAAUACCCACUUUUGCUGAAAAAGUAGGGAUGGCUAGGACAGGGCUUAAAAAAAGGGACUGUCCUAGCCAAAACAGGACAUUUGGUUGCCCUAUCCACAUCCUACAGAGCCCUGCAAACAUCCUCACAGUCCCAAAUCCCAUCUCUCUCCUGAGCUCUGCAUAUACCCCCAUUGGUCUAUACCCCACAGAGCCCUGAAAAUGCCCCCUAUAGCUCUGUAACCCUGCAUACCUCUCCAGAGCCCCACACAUAGUCUAUGGACCCAUGCCACACAUUCUCCCCUGUACCGUGCAUACACCCUCAGCUGCUUAUAUUUCCUAUGCAACCCUGUACAUAGACCUAUAAUUUCCAUAGAACCAUGCAAAAAUUUCAUAGACCUAUAUGACAUAUACGCCCCCAAAGCUCUGCUUACAUUCCUGUAGAUACCCAUACCUAGAUAUGAUUUUGUCAUAUAACUCUGCAUAUACACCUCUACCUGAUAUAACACGAAUUCGGAUAUAACGUGGUAAAGCAGUGCUCCAGGGGGAUGGGGCUGCGCGCUCUGGUGGAUCAAAGCAAGUUCGAUAUAACGCGGUUUCACCUAUAAUGCGGAAUUUAUGAUAAAAGAAUGUCAUCAGGUUUCCAAAUAAAACCGAAGACUGCAAUACAGAAAAGCAAGACAUCUUCGUCUCCUUCAUCUAGUUCUCCAGAUCUUGUGGUUAAGCCACAACCAAGGCCUAGUGAUAAACUUAACCCCAAAACUAUUGAUCCGUUUGGGGAUCAUUCAAAAGCUCCUUCUGCGUUUUCUGCCAUUUACUCUAAAGGUGGUAUACCUUGCAGGUUGGUUCAUGGCUCAGUAAAACACAAAUUACAGUGGGAAUGUCUUCCUGAAACUCUUCCAUUUGAUCCUCUUCUUAUUACUUUAGCUGAGGGUUUAAGAGAGACAAAACACCCAUAUACAUUUGUAUCCAAGGAGGGCUUUAAGGAAUUACUCUUGGUUGAAGAUGCUAUUGAAAAAGCAAUUCCCUUGUUGCCUCGCCUAGUUCCAGUGUUAAAGGCUGCUCUGGCUCAUUCAAACGGUGAAGUAUUUGAAAGAGGAUUGAAUGCUUUGGUACAGCUGAGUGCCAUUGUUGGCCCUGCUCUUAAUGAUCAGCUGAAACACCUACUCACAAGCAUUUCAAAGAGGUUAAUGGACAAGAAAUUCAAAGAGCAGAUCACUGUUGCGUUACAAAAGCUAGAGCAGUAUGGUGGAAAGGAGAGUGUUGCUAUCAUCAAAUCUAAAAUUCCAACCUAUUGUUCCAUCUCCUCGUGAACGAGAGACCCCUCUAGUCAUUUACACUGCAUGGUGUGGUUGUGGGCGUCAGAAGCUGACUGUGGAUGCUGUUGGAAUUUCCUUAUGGUACAAUUUAUUCUAACAAAACUAACCACAAACAUUCUGUAAUCUGGUUUGGGAGAAAAAUGAAGAUUAAGUGAAUUGUGUCCAUAAUAUCUUGUAAUUAUGGCAAACAGUUAUAUCAUUGUUAUUAUAUAAAUCUGUUUGUGUAUCCGGUCUUAUGUUUACAGUUAGUCAUUUAUUGGUUAUCUACCAUUCAUUGUUUCAGCUGUAAACAAAGUAAAUGUUAAUUCAUUUUUGCUGUACAUUCCUAUUUCCUUAAAUAAUUCUGCCACACUUACGGUGUUAUCAAAUGUUACAUAAAAGGUAGAAUUUGAUUGUAAUUAUUAAUUAAGCAGUAACUAACUCCCUGCUAAAGUGCAUAUACAUAUUUAUUUUACAUAGGUAAAACUUGCAAUGAUUUCUUUCCAUGAUGAGUGUUAGAGAUGAAAAUGUGUUUUCUGUUACAAAAGAACUGAUUUAAAACUAGUUGUACAGUGUUGCUCAAGUAGUGUAAAAUAAUCAGGUGUUGAUACUGGAAUACUGUUUUUCAUAUUCCAUCCCAGUAACCCUUUAUUUUGAAAACUGUCACAUUGGGAACUUAAAUCUUAGCACAGUACUGAAUUAACAGUUUAAUACUUAAUUCAGAUGCGUGUAUUGAAACAGUAAAUCCAUUUGGUUAAA